This is a messenger RNA of Helianthus annuus (common sunflower), 615 nucleotides long. RefSeq lists its product as uncharacterized. NCBI's taxonomy places the organism in Eukaryota, Viridiplantae, Streptophyta, Magnoliopsida, Asterales, Asteraceae. The coding region runs from base 1 to 615 and encodes 204 amino acids. The record is from RefSeq and is a predicted model, not a curated record. The transcript has 2 exons.
AUGGAGGUUUACGGUUCCAAAGAUAUUUGGUUGUGGGGAGAGAAUGGCAAAGAUACUUUCUCAGUCGCGAUGGUGAAAAAUCUAAUUAGAGAGGGAAUGGAAGACCGCAGGGAGCAGCUUAUGCAAUGGGAAACUUGGAUUCCAAUGAAAGUUAAUCUGUUCGUCUGGAGGGCUGAAAUGGAACGGAUCCGGACAAAGGUGGCGCUGAUGAGGAGACGGAUAAAUGUCCAAGAUGGUAUGUGUAGCUUGUGCGAUUCGGGGGACGAGGACGUGAUGCACCUGUUCACUGGGUGCACCUUUUCAUUCGGUGUUUGGUUAGCAAUGGGUAAAUGGUGCAACAUUGCGCCUAUAAUGGCUUUUCAUUUUAAGGAUUUGUUGUCUAUUCAAGAUCAAGUUCCAGGGUGUAAAUGGGCUAAAAAGGUGAUAAGAGGGAUUGUUAUGGUUACUUGCUGGGCGUUAUGGAAAGCUCGGAACGAAAAAGUUUUUCAGGGGACAAAUCCGAAGGUAGUAGAGGUCGUCGCGAUGGUGAAGUCUUGGUCUUUUUUGUGGUUAAAAGGUAUGUCUAAAUUUGCUAAUAUUGUUUGGAAGAUUGGGUUAUUAAUCCGUUGUAUAUGA